Molecule: messenger RNA, 11288 nt
Organism: Bactrocera tryoni
Lineage: Eukaryota; Metazoa; Arthropoda; Insecta; Diptera; Tephritidae
Gene: stan
Product: protocadherin-like wing polarity protein stan
Exons: 7
Coding region: 74-11233 (3719 amino acids)
Biological process (GO): cell surface receptor signaling pathway; homophilic cell-cell adhesion; G protein-coupled receptor signaling pathway
Cellular component (GO): plasma membrane
Molecular function (GO): calcium ion binding; G protein-coupled receptor activity
Source: RefSeq, a predicted model, not a curated record
CCAAUUGGGUGUUUUGCAUACGCCAACGGCGUGUAAACAUUUAAAACAAACACAAACACACAAGUAACGGAAAAUGUUAGUUGUAACAGCGAGCCAGCAGAAGAGUUGGCCCAGCAGUUGUAUAGGUAGCGAUGAUAGUUGUUCUUGUAAUGAAGUUGUGAAGGCUAGCGAAGCAGAGGACAACAACUAUGGCAGCAGUUGUUGUUGUACGCAAGAGUGUUGCUGUAAGGUGAGUAGUAGUGGGUGUGAGAGCAGCAGGGUCGGUGGUGCGCACAGCAAAAGUCACGUGCCACGCGCCAUCGCUGCUUCCUGGCUACACACAUAUCUGCUGCUCUUCCUGCUCGCCACCACACAGCUGUUGCACGCGGCGCACGGCUAUUUGAUAAUCGUGCACGAGGACGUGCCGGCUGGCACGGUGGUCUUCAACGCGUCGGUCUACAAACUCGGCUCGGAGCGGCAUUACAAAAUUAACGCACACAAAUCGGCGCAUUUCGUACAUCACCUGGUGGCCGUCAACCACAAAGAUGGCCAGAUACAAUUACGCAAGCAAUUGAAAUGCGAUGGCAUCUAUUAUCCGAAUCUGUUCACCUUCUAUGUGGACUCGACGUCGAAUCGGUUGCGCAGCAUUGACUACUACAGCCUGCCGGUGCGUAUAUUUGUGACGGGACGUGAUUGCAACGAGGAUCGACGCAUAGAGGAGGAGAUGCAUAGCCGGCACUAUGAGGAGGAGGAGACGGGCUAUUCGAAGCGACGCAGACGUUAUAUCGACACCAUUGCACAACCCGAUCUACGCUACUUCGGCGCUUACUUGGCGCAUACCAGUAACAGCGUUGAGUUGACGCCGAGCAGCACGGACGUGGAUGUGCUCAAUCAUAAUAACAGUCGGCGCGAGUUCCGCGAUGGUGACUUGAUAUUCGGCGAUAAUUUCGAUAAUGAGAUGCGUCAUCGUAUACUUAGCCGUAAGCGACGCGCGAAGGAACCGUUACAGCUGGAGCCGUCGCUGCAUCGACGCAUCUCGGAUGCGAAGCAAUGGAUCUCGGAAACGUAUGCCUCCUAUGCCAUACACACAACGGAUAAAUGGAAUCAAAUCUGCUUGCGGCGUUCGCAGUUUAUUAACAAUCUCAACGCUUUUCUGCCGAAAUCGAUUUGUCAGUAUUGCAAGGUGAACUUUUUGGAUGUGAAUGAUGAACGUUUUGCGAUCGAACAUCAGAAUCACGAUUUGGUGGCCAGCCGUGAUGUCUGCAUACGCGAAUCUAUAUGGAAGGUUAGCAUCACCUUCAAUAUACGUUGCAAUCGUAAUGAGAUCGUAGAUUCGGAUCAUCGUCUGAAGAUCGUCUAUCACUAUCAGGAGUUUAAUGACACCGAUAUCGCGAAACGCGUGCGUCGUGAGUUGCGUAAUCAGUCGCCGUACUUCGAACAGGCGCUCUAUGUCGCUUCUGUGUUGGAGGAGCAGCCGGCCGGUUCAGCUGUGACAACAGUGCGUGCACGCGAUCCCGAAGACUCGCCAGUAGUAUAUUCAAUGGUUUCGUUGUUGGACUCGCGUUCGCAGUCGCUCUUCAAAGUGGAUUCGCGCACCGGUGUAGUCACAACGUCGGCGAGUUUGGAUCGUGAGCUUAUGGAUGUGCACUAUUUUCGUGUAGUUGCUACAGACGAUAGUUUUCCGCCGCGUUCGGGCACCACAACGUUGCAAGUGAAUGUACUGGAUUGUAAUGAUCAUAGUCCCACCUUCGAAGCUGAGCAAUUCGAGGCCAGUAUACGUGAAGGCGCCACAGUAGGUUCGACGGUGAUCACUUUACGCGCCACAGAUCAGGAUAUAGGCAAAAAUGCAGAGAUCGAAUAUGGCAUUGAGAGUGUAACUGAUGGCACUGGCACCUUGCAAGAUCAAGAGCUACCUAUUUUUCGCAUUGAUGCACGCUCAGGUGUGAUAUCGACACGUAGUACAUUGGAUCGCGAAACUUCGGAUAGCUACAAUCUCAUUGUGACCGCGUCGGAUAUGGCCUCCGCGCAGAGUGAGCGCAAGACCGCUACCGCAACAGUGAUCGUGAAGAUAUUGGACGACAACGACAACUAUCCGCAAUUCAGUGAACGUACCUACACAGUGCAAGUGCCUGAAGAUCAGUGGGGUGAUGACAACGUUGUGGCGCACAUACGUGCCACCGACGCCGAUCAGGGCAACAAUGCGGCAAUACGUUAUGCGAUCAUUGGUGGCAAUACGCAAUCACAAUUCUCAAUCGAUUCGAUGAGUGGCGAUGUGAGUCUCGUCAAACCGUUGGACUAUGAGAGCGUACGCAGCUAUCGAUUGGUUAUACGCGCACAGGAUGGUGGAAGUCCAUCGCGCAGUAAUACCACGCAACUGUUGGUGAAUGUUAUCGAUACAAACGACAAUGCGCCGCGUUUCUAUACCUCACAGUUUCAGGAGUCUGUGCUGGAGAAUGUGCCGGUGGGUUACAAUAUCAUUCGCGUACAGGCUUAUGAUGCGGAUGAGGGUGCUAAUGCUGAGAUCGCUUAUAGCAUUUCAGAACGUGAUGAUAAUUUUCCGCUGGCCGUCGAUUCACGCACCGGUUGGGUGCAAACGAUCAAGCCAUUAGAUCGUGAAGAACAAAGUCGUUACACAUUCCAAGUUGUUGCUAAAGAUGGCGGUGUGCCACCGAAAUCAGCAAGCUCCACAGUGGUAAUAACAGUGCAGGAUGUAAACGAUAAUGAUCCCACUUUCAAUCCGAAGUAUUAUGAGGCAAAUGUGGGUGAGGAUCAGCCGCCGGGUACGCCUGUGGUUACAGUCACCGCCACCGAUCCGGAUGAGGACUCACGUCUGCAUUAUGAACUUACUUCUGGCAAUACGCGUGGUCGUUUCGCGAUUACUUCACAAAAUGGACGUGGUCUCAUUACUAUUGCACAAUCCUUGGACUACAAGCAAGAGAAACGUUUUGUGCUCACUGUAACAGCUACAGAUUCUGGUGGUCGCUCCGAUACCGCUACUGUGAAUAUUAAUAUUACCGACGCCAAUAAUUUCGCGCCCAUUUUUGAGAAUGCGCCUUACAGCGCUUCAGUUUUUGAGGAUGCACCUAUAGGUACGACCGUCUUGGUUGUCUCGGCUACCGACAGCGAUGUUGGCAUCAAUGCACAGAUCACGUACUCGUUGAAUGAGGAAAGCAUAAAUGGACUAGGCAGUCCAGAUCCCUUCUCGAUAAAUCCACAAACUGGCGCAAUUGUGACAAAUGCGCUUUUGGAUCGUGAAACUACUAGCGGUUAUUUGCUUACCGUCACCGCCAAGGAUGGUGGCAAUCCAUCGCUUAGUGAUACUACUGAUGUGGAGAUAAGCGUGACAGAUGUGAAUGACAAUCCGCCCGUCUUCAAGAAUCCACUCUACCAAGCAUCCAUACUGGAAGAUGCGCUUGUCGGCACUUCGGUCAUACAAGUAUCUGCUACCGAUCCCGAUAUUGGUUUAAAUGGUCGCAUAAAAUAUUUGCUGAGCGAUCGCGAUGUCGAAGACGGUUCGUUUGUUAUCGAUCCCACAUCGGGUACAAUACGCACCAACAAGGGUUUGGAUCGUGAGAGUGUGGCCACUUAUCAUCUCACCGCUAUUGCUGUAGACAAAGGCUCACCGCCGCUGUCCAGCACUGUUGAAGUCCAAAUACGUUUGGAAGAUGUUAAUGAUUCACCGCCCACCUUUCCUUCAGACAAAAUUACACUUUAUGUGCCGGAGAACUCUCCUGUUGGUUCAGUGGUUGGUGAAAUACACGCCCACGAUCCAGAUGAGGGUGUCAAUGCAGUGGUGCACUAUUCUAUUAUUGGUGGCGACGACUCAAACUCCUUUUCUUUGGUCACACGGCCAGGCUCAGAGCGGGCACAAUUGUUGACCAUGACUGAGCUCGACUAUGAAUCCAAUCGCAAACGUUUCGAGUUGGUCAUACGCGCAGCCAGUCCACCGUUGCGUAACGAUGCGCAUGUGGAGAUAUUGGUUACCGAUGUGAACGACAAUGCACCAGUAUUACGCGACUUCCAGGUGAUCUUCAACAAUUUUCGCGAUCACUUUCCUAGUGGUGAAAUCGGCAGAAUACCGGCAUCGGACGCUGACGUCACCGACAAAUUAACAUAUCGCAUACUCUCUGGCAACAAUGCUAAUCUUUUACGUUUGAAUACCUCAUCAGGCGGUUUAAUCUUGAGCCCACAGCUGAAUACGAAUGUGCCGAAAUUUGCAACUAUGGAGGUCUCCGUCUCGGAUGGCAUCAAUGAAGCCAAGGCAAUUAUGCAGCUCUCCGUACGUUUGAUCACCGAAGAUAUGCUAUUCAACUCCGUUACUGUACGUCUUAAUGAAAUGACGGAGGAGGCUUUUCUAUCGCCACUCUUAAACUUCUUUCUCGACGGUCUGGCUGCUAUUAUUCCAUGUCCAAAGGAAAAUAUUUUCGUUUUCUCCAUACAAGAUGAUACCGAUGUGACAACUCGCAUACUGAAUGUGAGUUUCUCCGCCAAGCGUCCCGAUGUCUCACAUGAAGAAUUUUACACACCACAAUAUCUGCAAGAACGCGUCUAUCUGAAUCGCGCUAUAUUGGCACGUCUAGCCACAGUUGAAGUGCUGCCAUUCGAUGAUAAUCUUUGCGUGCGUGAACCAUGUCUUAACUUCGAAGAGUGCCUUACAGUGCUGAAGUUCGGUAAUGCCUCAGAGUUCAUACACAGCGACACAGUGCUCUUCCGUCCCAUUUAUCCCGUGAAUACCUUUGCAUGCUCAUGUCCCGAGGGCUUCACUGGCAGCAAAGAGCACUAUCUCUGCGAUACGGAAGUGGAUCUUUGCUACUCAGACCCCUGUCGAAAUGGUGGCACAUGUGUACGGCGCGAAGGCGGCUACACUUGCAUUUGCUCGCCAAAGCAUACAGGCGUUAACUGUGAAACGGAUAUCUCGACGCUGAAGCCUUGCAUGUCGGACGCCUGCGAUGGUGGUUAUUCCUGCAUGAACUCAUUUUUGAGCUCACAGCCACCACCCUACACGGCGACAUGUGAGCUCCGUUCACGUUCGUUCUCUAAGAACUCCUUCCUCACGUUCGAAAGUCUCAAACAGCGACACCGAUUCAAUCUUAAGCUACGAUUUUCAACUGUGCAUGAAAAUGGCUUGCUGCUGUACAAUGGACGGUACAAUGAAUUGCACGACUUUAUCGCACUUGAAAUUCUGGAGGGUCAUGUUAGCUUUUCAUACUCACUGGGCGACAACAAGCAAAGUGUGUCAGUUGUACAACAGGCGAAGGUGUCGGAUGGGGAAUGGCAUGAUGUGGAGGUGAUAUACCUCAACCGGACUGUGACACUCGUGCUCGAUAAAUGUGAUACGGCGAUAGCUUUGGCUGGUAAUCUAGGCGACCGAUGGAGCUGCGCUAAUCAGACGACACUCAAACUGGACAAACGUUGUGCGCUACUCACCGAAACCUGCCACCGUUUCUUGGACUUGACUGGUCCACUACAACUUGGUGGUCUGCCGCGUAUACCCGCACACUUUCCGGUGGAGAAUCAGGAUUUCAUUGGUUGCAUUUCCGAUUUACGCAUUGAUGAACGUUACAUAGACCUGAACUCUUACGUUGCAGACAAUGGCACUAUCUCUGGCUGUCCACAGAAGGCACCACUGUGCUCUUCGGAGCCAUGCUUUAACGGUGGUGUUUGUCGUGAAGGUUGGAAUACUUACACCUGCGAGUGCCCGGAGGGUUAUGCUGGUAAUGCAUGCCAAGAGACUAUACCAGCACCCUGGCGUUUCUCCGGAGAUGGCAGUCUCAGUUUUAAUCCAUUAUUAAGACCAAUACAAUUGCCAUGGGUCACGUCACUCUCUAUGCGUACUUUGCAGAUGGAUGCGUUUUUGCUGCAAAUUCAAAUCGGGCAGAAUAGUUCGGCAGUACUUUGUUUGAAAAAUGGCAUACUCUACUACAUCUACGACAAUGAGCCGAUGUACUUGGCUGGUGCUUAUCUUUCUGAUGGCAACUGGCAUCGCAUCGAAGUGAAAUGGCUUGGAUCCGAGGUACAGUUUUCUGUAGAUUACGGCCAACGAACUGGUGUCGUGCCAAUGUCACAGAAGGUGCAGGGCCUUUAUGUUGGUAAGAUUGUGAUCGGUAGCGCAGACGGUUCGAUAGGCGUUGUUGGUGACAUGUUACCCUUCGAAGGUUGCAUACAAAAUGUUCGCAUUGGCGCCUCGCAAUCCGUGUUAUCGCGUCCUACUAUACGCGAGAAUGUUGAAGACGGCUGCUUGUCUCGCGCCGAAUGCCCUGAAAGUUGUCCACCACACUCCACUUGCACAACGACUUGGGAUCAAUCGCAAUGUGAAUGCUUACCUGGCUACGUAGGACCCGACUGCCUGCCCAUCUGCACCGUUAAACCUUGCACAGCGGGGGUGUGCCGCGCGAAUAUCAGCGAACCACGCGGUUAUAAGUGUGAAUGCAAUAGUUCCUUGCAACAUGGGGAAUAUUGCGAGAAGACCGUGCAGCAGCCUUGUCCUGGCGGCUGGUGGGGUGAAAAGGUUUGUGGACCAUGUAAAUGUAACUUGAAACAAGGCUACCAUCCAGAUUGCAACAAGACCACCGGUCAGUGUUAUUGCAAGACCAAUCAUUACCAACCGCCAAAUGAGACUGCAUGCAUACCCUGUGAUUGCUACUCAAUUGGCUCCUUCAGCAGCGCAUGCAACCGACUGACGGGACAAUGUGAAUGCCGUGAAGGUGUUAUUGGACGACGCUGUGACUCCUGCUCGAAUCCGUAUGCUGAAGUAACUCUUAAUGGCUGCGAGGUAGUCUAUGACGCUUGUCCACGAUCAUUUGCGGCCGGAAUUUGGUGGCCACGUACACCGCUUGGCAGCACAACUAUAGAGAAUUGUCCUUCGCCUGCUAGAGGCAAAGGACAACGCACCUGCGAUGGUAUGUCAGGUGGCUGGAACCAGCCGGAUAUGUUCAACUGCACAUCCGAUCCAUUUGUUGAACUACGUAAACAGCUUUCGCAACUGGAGAAGCUGGAACUAGAGCUGAACUCAUUCGUUGCCAUCAAAAUGGUGGAGAACUUGCAAUUGGCCUGUGAAACUGUGGAUCGCUCGAGCGCGGUAAAGAAGAAGUUGGUGAAGGAUAGUCGUCGGUACAAAAUGGAAUCCUCCUUCUUGAUAAACGAAGGCAACAAUAUGUGGUCAAAUGAGCUGGAGAUGGACUAUCUAUCAGACGAACUUAAAUUUACACAUGAUCGUCUCUACGGCGCUGAUCUGCUGGUUACCGAAGGCAUCCUGCAGGAGCUAAUUAACUACGAACUAAUGCAAAAUGGCUUAAACCUGACGCAUAGUCAAGAUAAGUAUUUCAUUAAAAAUCUGGUAGAUGCCGCAAGCGUUAUUUUGGAUCGGAAGUAUGCCGCAGAAUGGAAACGUGCCACGGAAUUGAUACAGCGUGGACCCGAUGAUCUUGUGGACGCGUUCAACAAGUACAUGGUAGUCUUAUCUAGUUCGCAGCAUGAUACGUACACGAACCCAUUCGAGAUUGUGCAACGGAAUAUGAUAUUCGCUUUGGAUAUUAUCACUACAGAAUCACUUUUCGGUUACGAACCCGAACAGCUCAGCGAAUACCACAAAACUAAGCUGAAUCUCAAACCGAAUGCGUACACCACGGAAAGUGUCAUAUUACCAGACACCAGCGGCUUCCUUCAGCACUCUUCGAAGCAGAAACCCGUUAUUACUUUCCCCAAAUACAAUAAUUACAUACAAGAUAAGACGAAGUUCGAUAAGUAUACAAAAGUUUUGGUGCCACUGGACAUGUUGGGCAUUACGCCACCCGGCAGCAAUGAAGUAACACAGAACGCCAACGACUAUCGCGCCAUUAUCUCCUAUGCACAGUACAAAGAUGUAGGGCAACUUUUACCCGAUAUGUACGAUGAGACGAUCACACGACGUUGGGGUGUCGAUAUUGAAGUCGCUUCACCUAUACUGUCACUCGCCAUUUUAGUGCCAUCAAGCGACACCGAGGAGAAACGUAUAGAGAUACCUUACCGUAAAAUUUCCUCACAAAAAACAGAUUCCAAUGAACAACAAUUUAUCGAGGUAUUCGACGUGCCGAAGACGAGUGGCAGUGGCAGCGAAGAGCAUAUGAUUGAGAAUAUACGUAUCACGGCGCAUGAAAUCAUGCCUCCGGCGCCAAGCAACUCACAAGAAACGUCUGCCGAAGUGUCAAGCAACGAAGCAGUCGAAGUAAGUGAUGGUGGUGAGGAACCACACAUUAGUGUACGCUUCGACGAUGAAAAUAUCGAGUUCCAUGGUGAUACUGGUGAAGAGGUCGUAGAUUCACCAGAAGUAGGGAGCUCACACUUUGAUGUAGGUUCCAGUGAACAGCAAAAGGGUGAGAAUGAAGCCAUCUACCGUAAUCGCAGACUCGUCAAACGUCAAGUGGAAGUUAUCUACCCAUCCGAACAGCAGCAAACGCAACAGAAUGUGAUCUAUCGUUCGCUUGGCUCACCACAUCUGUCACAACCCAUAAAAUUGCAAAUGUGGUUAGAUGUUGAGCCAGCGCGUUUCGGACCACGCUCCAAUCCACAGUGCGUACGUUGGAACUCAUUCACCAGCCAAUGGACACGUCUCGGCUGCCAAACCGAAGUACCCGACUUCGAUGAGUUGCCGUUGGAUGGUCAACCGAUUAUUGUGAACUGUACCUGCACACACGUCUCCAACUACGCGGUGAUUGUGGAUAUUAUCGAUCCCGAAGAUAUACCUGAACCCUCAUUAUUGGUACAAAUUACUUCGUAUUCAGCAUUUAUGGUAUCGCUGCCAGUGCUGCUGAGCGUGCUCAUCGCUUUGGCACUGCUGCGGGGCCAGCAAACCAAUUCCAACACCAUACAUCAGAAUAUAGUGCUGUGCGUUUUCUGCGCCGAACUGUUAUUCUUCGUAGGCAUGCAGUCACGUCGCAAUCUGCUCGAAAAUGAAUUCCCCUGCAAGCUUAUUGCGAUUUGCUUGCACUACUUCUGGCUGGCGGCGUUCGCUUGGACCACAGUCGAUUGCGUGCAUCUGUAUCGCAUGCUCACCGAGAUGCGUGACAUCAACCAUGGCCCGAUGGGAUUCUACUUUGCCAUGGGCUAUGGUGCACCGGCCAUUGUGGUCGGUUUGUCAGUGGGCGUGCGGGCGCAUGAAUAUGGCAAUAGUUUGUUCUGUUGGCUCUCUGUUUACGAACCGGUUGUUUGGUGGCUGGUCGGUCCCAUUGCGGGCAUGUCGGUGGUGAAUCUGCUCAUACUGUUUGUUUCCGUGAAAGCCGCAUUCACGCUCAAAGAUCACGUACUCGGUUUUGGCAAUCUACGCACGUUGCUUUGGUUAUCCGUCGUCUCGUUGCCGCUGAUGGGCGUCAUGUGGGUUUUGGCCGUUUUAGCUGCUUCCGAGAAUUCACAAAUGUUAAGCAUUCUGCUGUCGGGCGUAGUGGUACUACAUUCCAUAUUCUGUCUCAUUGGCUAUUGCAUUAUCAACAAAAGGGUGAGAGAGAAUCUGCAGCGCACUUUCUUACGCUGUAUGGGGCGAAAAGUGCCGCUCUUAGACUCUUCACUGGUGGUGAGCAACAGCUCGCAUAAUGUGAACGGUGCAACGAGACCUAAUAAUUUCCUAGCAGGCAGCUAUGAUACAGCGAGGAGGAAUGUGGGUAUCAGCGUCUCUAGUACAACUUCACGAAGUACGGCUAAAACGAGUUCUAGUCCAUAUAGCGACGGCCAGCUGCGUCAGACCUCUACGUCUACCUCCAACUAUAAUUCAGCCAGCGAUGCGCCCAGCUUUUUGCGUGGCUUCGACUCAUCUACGGGCGGCGGUGGUGGUGGUGGACGCAGGGAAGAGAAAUCACGUCGUCAUCGCAAGGAUUCUGACUCUGGCUCCGAAACAGAUGGGCGUUCGUUAGAGCUCGCCUCGAGUCAUUCAAGCGAUGAUGACGAAUCCCGCACUGCACGCUCAUCGGGUACACACCGCAGUACCGGUGUUAGCGCUACACCUUCUUACCUUCCUAACAUAACCGAGCAUGUGCAAGCGACAACACCACCUGAACUGAAUGUUGUGCAGAGCCCGCAACUCUUCCCCAGUGUUAAUAAGCCUGUGUACGCGCCGCGUUGGUCAAGUCAACUGCCGGAUGCCUACUUGCAGUCACCGCCAAAUGUGGGCCGUUGGUCGCAAGAAACCGCGUCGGACAAUGAACAUGUGCAUGGUCAAAAAGUGACCAUCUCACCAAACCCAUUACCGAAUCCAGAUCUCACCGACACCUCGUACCUACAACAACAUCACAAUAAAAUUAAUAUGCCACCAUCGAUAUUGGAAAAUCUGCAGAAUGUACGUAACGAUAACGGUUAUGAUACGCUCGAACAUGAAAACCUCUAUCGACGCAAAGAGUAUCAGGACAGCUAUGGACAGUUCGACACCUUGCCCGUGGCGGGCAAUUACAAACCACCGAGUCACUACGGUAGCGAAAAGGACUAUAACGGCAGUGCUAACGGUAGCACCAGUGGUGGUGGCGGUGGUGCCGGCAAUGGUGGCACUCAAAUCGUUAAUCACAUGCGUUCCUUCCACCCCGACGCGGCUUACCUCAGCGACAGCAUAUACGAUAAACAACGCACACUCGGCUAUAUGGGCCCCAAAGCGGAGUCGCCGUACAUGUCCAAAGAGCGUAUUGCGCCCGAUAUAUAUGGCUCCCGCGAGAAUCACUAUAGUCUUAAGAAACCGCAUAUGUAUGUUGGUGCCGCCGAUUCCAUGCAUUCGGUGCAUUCGUUGUUGAAGAACGACUACCAGGCGCAACAACAGCGCCAGCACCAUUUGCAGCAGCAGCAACAGCUGCAACACCAGCACCCACAACCGACGGUAGCGGACUAUCACUCCGAUCGCAUGUCGGAGGGUUCGGACAAAAACGGUUAUCAUUUUCCAUACACCGCCGAAGAGGAUCACAUACCCGCCGCGCGUAAACUCAGCCAUCAACACAAUCCAUCACCCUCCCUACACAGUUCGCAUCAGAUGCUCAAUGGGCAUGGGCACGCGCAUGCGGUGAACGACAUGAACAAUCCCGGUAUGCUGGGGCGACACACAUUGAACUCGAGCUCGCGGCAUGGUUCGCGCGCCAGUUCGCCGCCCUCAAGCAUUGUGGCGCCCAUGCAGCCCUUGGCGCCGCUCACCAGCAUAACGGAUACAGAUUCAGAGUUGGACAUUAUUUGGCUGCAUCGCUGGCGUCGCCGAUAUCCCUGGUCUCUGACAAUCUGGAGGAACAUUGAUGAUGAUGAGACGACCGUGUGACCACAUCAUCAACAACAACAACACCAAUUGCAGAAAAACAUAAUAAUAAAUGAAC